AUGAUGCGGGCAUCUGAUCUUCCGGAGAAGUGGAAGGCUGGACCUGCUGAAGUCUACACGGGCCUCGCGCAGAAGUCCUACUACCUGAUGAAGGAGAAUCCCGUCCUGUUUGACGUGACUGUGGAUGAAGACCUCGAGAAACUCCAAGUCGAGAAAGAGGACGAGGAGAAGCAGAAGAAGGACUUGGAGGGCAAUGCAAAAGAGGACACGUUGGUGCUGAGAAAGCGGAUUGAAGAAGUCAAGAUGAACGAACGCAUUCGUGCUGUCACAGAGUUGCUAUAUUUGAAGGUGUGCCGCAAGUUUCAGCAGCUGCAAGUACCCUUGAUACCUCAGUUGAAAGAGGGUGGCGAUGUGCGCUUCGGAAACGUGGAUCUCAAGGGUCUCACCACGGACAUCUACUCUGCAGAUGCACUGGAGCUUGUGCGGGACCAUCUCUUCCGCAUCAUUGGGCAGCAAGGAGGCAACCCUUCCUUCGCUGGAGGAAUGGGCGUUGUGCAGAUUGCUUUGUUUCAAGCUGGUCAGGUUUAUGCAAUGUCAGCGAUGUUUGGCUACUACCUUCGCCGCGUCGACCAAAGGUAUCAACUUGAGAAGCUGGCAGGGACUUUUGGCGCCUGGGGUGAAGAAGAGGCAAGCGAGGAAGCUUCCAAUCCUUUCUCACAGGAUCCGGGUGCCGCCGAUUCCCUGAAGGGAUACAUCAGCUCCUUCGGGCCCGACGAAGUACAAAGCAUGUGGGCGGUGACAUCUGCAGAGGCACAGCUGGCCAUGGAAAUGCAGGUCCAAGCCUUUCGAAAGGGUUUGUGA
Symbiodinium necroappetens is the source of this 801-nucleotide messenger RNA. NCBI's taxonomy places the organism in Eukaryota, Dinophyceae, Suessiales, Symbiodiniaceae. The record is from the annotation of a GenBank genome assembly.